This is a messenger RNA of Eublepharis macularius, 2559 nucleotides long. It is a transcript of the gene NICN1, whose product is annotated as nicolin 1, tubulin polyglutamylase complex subunit. The transcript is spliced from 7 exons. Bases 146 to 805 code for a protein of 219 amino acids. NCBI's taxonomy places the organism in Eukaryota, Metazoa, Chordata, Lepidosauria, Squamata, Eublepharidae. Gene Ontology annotation, cellular component: nucleoplasm. The record is from RefSeq and is a predicted model, not a curated record.
CCCUUGGGAAAGAUUAGUUCGUUAGAGGCUGUCUUUAUGCCACGCGAUGCUGCUUUUCUUGUAGAAGCGGCGGGUGGCGCGGGAUGGUAACUGAGGGGAGGGGGGUCCGUAGGUGAAGCAGGAGGAGGAGCGGGGAGGCUGCAGUAUGGGGACCAUGGCUCAUGAGCCUGCACCAUGCACCAUCAAGAGCCCAGUCGUGCUGCAAGUGGGUGAUGUGAGAACUGAGCUAGGCCGGCCAGGUGUUGCAGUGAUUGAUGUUAUGCUUCCGCACUCUCAGACUAUUGAUCUGCAGGAAAUUGCAUUCAAGAACUAUUACACAGCUUUUUUGAGUCUACGAGUACUGCGCCAAAGUACUACAGAUAGUGGAGAUGAAAAUCCUUCAAAGUGGAUUACCUGCCUGAGAAACUAUUGCUUGAUGCCUAACCCUCACACAGAGGAAGGCUCACAGGAUUACUUCUCUGUUUCUAGGCAUCAGAUGCUUUGUGAUAUGGACCGGGUAGCUGCCAUACGUCUGAUCCUACGUCAGCCUUCUCCAGUGUGGCUGCAUUUCAGCAUUGAGGAGUUACAGCUCUUUCCUGGGGGUCAAAAGAGCCCACAGAAAGGCUUUCCGGCCUGGCUUUCUUGCCCAUCUCAGGAGCAGCCAGCCAGCCUGCAUGAUGGACUCCCUGAUGCCCACAAAGCAUCUUCUGAAGUACAGCAAAUGUGGGUUCUAACAGAAAUGCUCCAAGCAGACCAGCCAGCAGCACGGAUCGGACGUUUUGAUGUGGAUGGCUGCUAUGAUCUUAACCUACUUUCUUACACAUGAGCUGGGCUGGAGGCUGACAAGGCUUUUAAGAGCUGGACUCACUAGAUAGCACCCCUUCCUUAUUGAAUGGAGUUGAGGCUGGAAGAAGUGGACUAUAUCUACUGCCUUCGUGUCCUUGUCCUGGCCUUUCUCCUUCCUGCUGUAAUGAGGUGGCCUUUCUGGACCUUUCUUUAGAUUGGGUUCUGUCCCUUCCCCCACCCAUCACGCUUGACCUACGUGGAAAACAAUCUCAUAACCUUGCAGUUUGCACUGGAGCCUGGAGGGUUGGGUUCCCCCAACUUUUCCCCCAACUGCAGGUGCCUCACUUAGGAGGGUUUAUCUCCUUUCCCUUCUUUGCCAAGUUCUGUUCUCUGCUGCAUGUUUCCUGUUGAGAACAAAGUGGGGAUUUUUUUUCCAUUAAGAAUCUAUCUCUGUGGGAAGAGGGUAGCCUGAGAUGUUUGGAACUAGGUGUCUUAAGGGUGCUUUGAUCCCUACUGCAAGUUUUGGAAUUUCAGUGAAUGCAGAGUUCAGUUACAGAUUCCUUUGCUGUGGCCACCUCACAAGAAGCUAUGUAGGGUUUUUGAUGCCCGAGUGAGAAAGUAGAAGGGUGCAUGGAUAAGUUUUCAGGAGGCCUCCUCUUAGCCAGGCCCUUUACCUCUCUGGAGGAAUGUGAAUAGCUCCCUCGGAAGACUAUGCAGGACUAUCCUUGACACCUCCCUUGAGCUGGAGCGGGUUGUGCCUACAAGGCAGGGAACAUGAUGUUCAGAAGGAAGUAGUUUGCUGUGCAUCAUGAAGCUGUAGCCAUGCACCAUUUUCAGCAAGCACCAUGAUAGAGACCUCAGGCUAUAAAGUUUGCAUCAUACAAGAAAAUGUGAGCUCAGUUUUGCAGUGGGGUUGCCUUACAGAAAAUGUAGAUGUGCCACUCCUUACUUGCUGUCACCUAUGCAUUCCUAAACAUUUUCUUCCUAGUUUCCACCCCUGCUCUUCAGUUUCCUGUUGCAUAGCUGUAGCUGUAAUUGCCAGUUAUUGCUGUCAGGAGCUGAGUGUAGAGCACUUGAGAGAACAAGUAAAAGACCUCAUUGUGGUGUACAAAGAAUACACUUGGCUGCCUUUGAGGAAAUUUCUUUCUGUCUUAAUUCCCCAUCUGCAAAGUGAGUUUGAAAUUACACUCUGAAAAGGCUGUUAUGACUGAGAUGACCGUUGUAAAGCAUAUGUUGAGUGCCUCAUCUUUGGGGCACAUUACGCGAUAUGGAUGUAGCUGAGUGGCCUAAAGCCACAUGCCUCCUAAACAUAUGUCUUCCUUGUGGGCAGGGGUUGCUUCCAGCCAUCAGAUAGAGGAGGCUGUAGAAUGAUAUGAAUUGUUGGUAUUGGAUGUGCGGAUAUUUGAUGGCUGUCCUUAGGAGCAGGCUUAUAAUGUUUCCUGUACCUGUAGCUAAUUUUCUUCCUAUUUAUUAUGGACUAUUUAUGUUACUUAUUUAUAGCUGGAGAAAGUCCUAAUGGUCUUUUAUCUCAUUGCAGUGAACCAAGAUUGCUGUACCAAAUCUCAGUAAAAGCUGAUCUAGUUCAAAUGGCUUGAACACCGUGUAUUGUGUUGGGUGGGUGGGGAGUAAGCACUCUACAAAACAGUCAUUCUGCCUGUGCCAUUAAUAGAGUCUCAUUUAGGUUGACUUACAAAAAUCUGUCAUGGGCUUCCAGGCCACACAUCAGGGGCAUGCUUCUACAUGUGCUGCUUAUCCAGUGGGAAUAGGAUCACUAAUGCAUUAUCAGGUUCUUGA